Eutrema salsugineum is the source of this 1948-nucleotide messenger RNA. Its product is annotated as LOB domain-containing protein 36. The transcript is spliced from 4 exons. The coding region runs from base 389 to 1405 and encodes 338 amino acids. The record is from RefSeq and is a predicted model, not a curated record. Lineage: Eukaryota; Viridiplantae; Streptophyta; Magnoliopsida; Brassicales; Brassicaceae.
AUUUUCUUGUUCUUUGUUUGCUUUCUCUUCGCUUGAUAAAUCUUCGUUCGUAGGGCAGAAUAAAUCGGAGAUCGGAUCAAUAAUCGGGAUUUUCUGGGUUUUUCCUCCGAAACCCUAGAACCCGAUUAGUAACUUCUUACUCACUCAACCUAUCUCUCGAUUGAUCAUGGAAUCAGGCGAUGAAGAGAGUGAGAUACGACGCUAGCUGAAAAAGAUCAGAGAGAAAAGAUUUUGGGAAAGAAUAAAGAUUCGUAUUUUACUAUUUUAAUUGAGGAACAUGAAAAUUUAUCUCCUCCCAAACAGAUCUGUGAUCGAAAAAAACUUUUGAAAGUCGUACGGUUGCCAUCAUCUGGAUUCUGGCGUUUCCAAAGACAGAGAGACAGAAAAAAUGGCGUCUUCAAGCUCUCCCUGCGCAGCUUGCAAAUUCCUAAGAAGAAAAUGCACACAAGAAUGUGUAUUUGCUCCAUAUUUCCCGCCAGACCAGCCUCAGAAAUUCGCAUACGUUCACAAAGUCUUCGGAGCAAGUAACGUCGCUAAGCUUCUCAACGAACUCGCCGCUAACCACCGAGAAGACGCGGUUAACUCUCUUUUCUACGAAGCCGAAGCUCGACUUCGCGAUCCGGUUUACGGUUGCGUCGGUUUAAUCUCAAUCCUUCAACAUCGCCUUAAACAGCUUCAACACGAUAUCGAAAACGCCAAGAAAGAACUCGCUGCUUACGUUGGUCCUCAAGCUAUGCUUCCUAUUCUCCAACCGCACCAAGCUCAACCGCAUUUCAUGUCGCUACCGCCUCAACCGCAGCGACCGUCUUCUUCUUCUUCCGCGUCUGUGCUGACUCAGCAACAUCAUCAUAAUAUGUUGCCGAUGAUGGCUAUUCCAACUGGACAACUCUACCACCACCAGCAACAACAACAACAACAACAGAUUUUUGAGGCUCAGCAAUUAGCAGCGGUUGCGAGAGAGCAACAUAAUGAGAUGUUUAGAGCCUAUGGAGGAGGAGGAGCAAGUAGUACUAGUCCACAUCAUCAUCAAAACCAACCACAAGUUGAGAUUCUGAGGUUUGAUAAUAAUGGUUUUGACUCUGUACCGACCGGCUCGGUUACGGUUACCGGGUUUAAUCAAUUAAGCUCUGGCGGUACAACCGUAACCGGAAUGUCACCGUCUUUGGCUCUUGGUGGUAACUUUGUUGAUAGUCCUCCCACGAAUGAUAAUUACCAUGCGGAUCAGCAAUUACAUCAACAUCAUCAUCAUCAUCAUCAACAGCAACAGCAUCAGCAUCAUGAGGCUCAGUUAUUCAUACCUACACAAUCUUCUCAACCGCUACCGCCUCAAACGCAGGAGACGCACACGCAGCCGAAUUCAGAGACCGAGGAGGGUAGAAGGAAUAUCAUUCGUUCAUCUCGGUGAUUAAUUUCGAAAAAUAAAACAAAAAAAGAGAGAGAGAGAGAUUACAAAAAGAAAAAGAUACGGCCUUUAACCUUCUCGCUUGCUCAAUAACCUCAAAUUUUCCUCUAUUCAAGUUGAAAAUGACUUUGCUCAAGGCAUGACGGACACAACCCGAGUUUCUCUUUCGUUCUAGUUUUGUUGCACUUCCACUGUGAAAAGGCACUCAAUACGUAAAAGUCAAACGACACCCUAAAAAGUCAGCGUUAUUUGGUUGAUUUAGAGUUUUGGCGAAGAAUAUAACUCAAAGGCUCGUAUCAAAUAGAACAAGAGAUCUCCGCUGCAUUUACCCCAACGGAAAAAUAUGUUAUUUUUACAUUUUUAUUACAUUUCCUAUUAUUGAUUUUUGACAUUUCUUUUGGUUUAAUAAGUAAAGAAGAAAGAUAUUAGUGUUUUUGGAUACAAUUCUCUUUGGAGAUUAGAUGCUAAGAGUAGGUCAGUUUCCCUAGUGUAUGACGAUGUCUAACCGAACUUUUUUUUUUUUAAAGUACUACGCCGUAUGAAAUA